Messenger RNA from Xyrichtys novacula (pearly razorfish), 10746 nucleotides. The record is from the annotation of a GenBank genome assembly. NCBI's taxonomy places the organism in Eukaryota, Metazoa, Chordata, Actinopteri, Labriformes, Labridae.
GGGAGCCCUGUGACUGCUAACCACCAUAGUGGAAAUACACCCCCCUUCUCCCAUCCUCCAUCCUCACUCACAGGCCGUGAAGGUGUUUUUCUUUUCUCAUGAAGUCAUUUCCAAACAGCGCCGAUGACUAAAGACAACAGAGCCUGUAAGUAGCUAAUUAGAUCUGCUUUCUUCUGCUGGUGCCUCGCGGGCUCGUUGUUUGCAUACAGCUGUAGUUAACGGCACCCAGAGGGAGCUAAAGCGAGCUAACGUGCUAGGCUAAUCUCCCCUGAUAACUGAACGCAGCAACAAGGAAGCUUCGCAACAAGUUUACUCUUUUUUGCAGAGAGCCGAAGUCGUUGACUCGUGACUAUAUAAAAGCGUGCGCUGCGUUAUGUAAAUAUACGCACGGCUUCAUAUGUUUUUUCGCAACUUAAAGCUAAUUAAUACGAAAAAUUCAACUCACCAUCUUGUUGCCUUCGCUCUUGGAGACGCCGCCGAGGGUUACUAAGGGAGGUGACGUCAGACGCAAAGGUACGCACAGAACACCAGAACGAAUGGGAGAGUAGAGAGGGACUGAGAUUUGGAUAAUUUUACCACGCUGUUCAACAUCUUUAUAGGGGAGGGUGGGUUUUUGACCUCAUGUUGUAGCUCAUAGAUACCACAAUUGAUGUAUAAAACUAAUUUUAAAUGAUCUUUUUUUGGUCUGAACACAAUUCUAAUAAAACUUAUGACAGACUAAAUUUACUUUCAAGAGUGAAAAAUGUUUUUUUUUGUAAAUAAAUGUCUAAUCCCUUCACCCAUGUGCCUCUAACCUUCACAGCCUCCAUGAAUUGAUGCCCAUCUCCGAAAUAUUUGGUCACAUGAUCAAUUUCUGUGACCAUUUCCAAGCAACAGGGGGUGGCUCAACUUACCCUUUGGGUCAACUUACCCCAUUCUCCCCUAUAUAAUAUUCUUGUUUACUUAUUGUUUAUACGUUUUGUUCUUGCUUUACAUGAAUUUGGAGGCCUGUGAAAUUCAAUGCAAAGCCUCCUCAUGUAAAUUAAUCUGUUAAAUAAUCACAUAUAUUUCCUCAUUACUGCAGCACUGUCUUUCACAAUGUUAGACUUUAUCAAUGAAAUGUUUAAUGUUGCCUUGCACAUAUUAGUACAGGACAAAUAAACAAAUCUCCAAUCUUAUGUUUUGUUUUGUUUUGUUUUGUUUUGGUAGGGGGUGGUAGCUCUGGCUCAUCCUCCUAGUGAUGGGCACGGCAGUUCUUUUAGAUGUACUGAAUCACUAGAAUCAGUUCACUAAAAAGAUUUGUUCUAAAGAUUCGUUCACCAAAUCACCAAAUCAUCUAGCGUUUGGCAGGAGAAGCAUGCAACUCUGACCUCCUGAACUGAUACAUAGCUGAACGGUUCAGGAUUCAGUUAAUGUCGGCUGCUCUACUGGCAAUGCUGUUUCUCACUUCAGCUCAAUUGGUUAAAAACGAAUGAAUCACUCGAGGAAGUAACGUUCACUUAAAAGAUUCGGUUCCUUUGAACGAAUCGUUCGUCAACGACACAACACUCCAUCCUCCAACACAGCAGGGGGCGGUAUUACACCUUCACGCAGGUUCCCAGGCACCGUAGUAUAACAGAAGAAGAAAUGCAGCUGUGUUUGGUUUGCUAUCCUACAUGCUCUAAAUGUUGGACACGUAUAGUCCUAUAAGAUGUUUAUUUUGACAGAGACACUUAAAAUUAUGAUACUAAAGGUCCAAUUUAUUAUCUACUUAUCAGACUGUUUACUCUCUCAUAUAUGGAACUAACUAGCUGUCUAGUUAGCACCACAGUAAACGCGGCAUAUUCUGGUUAUUUGGACGUUUAUAGGUCGGAGGAUUAGUUCCUCAGAGUCCGUGUUUGUUUGUUUUAAAUAUCGAAACAGAGUCAAGUUUGGUUUUCGCCGGUUUUCACGCAGGGAGCUGCCCCAACUCCUGAUUGGUCGACGGGCUGCCACGUGCACACAUCUUUACUAUCCCAUACGAGCACGUUUGAUUACCUGACAGGUUUCUUCAGUGUUGGACGGCUCGGGGAUCCUAAAACAAAGGUAUGUUUUCUGUUUUUGUCACUUCUAAGUGCCUCGUAUUGUCCGUGUUUCGGCUCGUUGUCUGUGUUUCUCUCUCUGCUGUAAUAAAGUCAAACCUCAGCUGUAACUCGAGUAAUGUUGCAUCAGUCUACUCCCCGGCUGACAUGUCUUCACUGUUUUCACUGCAGUUUUGGCUGCUCCUCUAGUCACAAAAACCCACUUUGUGCACACUUCAGGUCGGUGUCUUUGAUAGAGGAAGUGUUAUUCAACGUGUUUUCUGCACGCACAGGUUUGUGAGCUGCUGACUUGCACGUGUUUUCUGCUGAUCUCUCAAUGAUCCAGAUGUAUUCAGAUGUGUUUGAGCUGCUGAUCCAGUUUUUCAAGCCUGUAAUGAGGUUUUUUUUUCAAGUCCUUAAAAGUUCUCUGUUCUUACUCAAGUCUCAAAGCUUUCAGGUCGCCCUGCUCAUGCCUGUCCAAAUCACUCUUCUGUCUCUGUCUGCACCUGUUUCACCUGUUUUCAGGAUUAACAAACAUAUUUACAGAGUGGAAGAACUGCUUUUGUUUUGUGUAGUUUUGUCAAUAAGAAAGUCAAAACAAGUCCCAAAGAUAGUGUAAUGCGUGUAUUUCGUUUAUGUUCUCAAAAUCUAGACUACUUCACUGAUUGCAGUUUUUUUUACUGAUAAUGAGAGUGUAGAUUGGCCGAUAUAUGAUGUUGCCAAACCAUGCAAUUUAAAAAAAAUAUAUAUAUAUGUUUUUUUUUGCAUUUGACAAAAUGAAAAAAACUAACAAAUGAGAAAUAAAGUUACUGAACAUUUAAUUAAAUAAUGAAAGAUGGAAAAAUAUUGCCACAGGAGUUUUGGGUGUCUGUGCAGCCAUCUAUAAGUACUAAAAAGGAAAUACAAAUUCAAAGUAAAUAUUGCUAUAAAAACUUCAAAUUUCAUGUGUAAAUCCAUUGUUUUCACAGAUUAAAAUGAAAUAUUCAUGUUCUCUUAGUCAGUAAAAGAUUUUAAUGUAUUUAAUUUACUUUCUUUUAUUGUUUGAUUUUAAGACAGUUUUAUUUAAUUCACUUUUAACGCUUCAUCACCUUUAUUAUAUUUUAUCAUGGUUUUAUCGUUCUAGUCCUUUUUUAACCCAAGAUAGCGUUUCCUCAGUCAUCUGUGGCAAGUUCAACAGUCCUUACCCGGUCUUCAGAGCGUGCAUCUGUGUUGGGAGAGUGGGUGGGUUUUGGUAUUUGUAUUUGUAUUUAUUUUACUUAAUGAGGAUAUGACAAUCAUCAACUUCAUCACUGAUGAUCUUGUUUGCUUUUGGAUAUCAUAAAAAGACAUCAACUUGAAUUUCAGUCUAUUUCAUGAACUAAACAUGCUUUUUAGGACCGUACCUGCUAAAACAGGUUUUGGGAAAAUAUAUCAGGCCUUUUUAAAGUGGUUCCAAACACGUUAAAGACUUGUUCAGAAAAUAUUGCAAAGGUAAACUGAGUUCAAGAUAAUUUCUUUCAUGCUCAUAAAUUUUCUGAUUAUAUGUCUUAUUUGUUUUAGUCUCAUUACAGUCGGUGUGUCCUUAUGCAAUCUCUAGUGACCUAGUUCCCAUCCAACACAGCCACCAGUGCCAGUGUGUUUAUAUAAUCUCCAUGAUAGGAUAUUGUAUGUAAGGUCACCACGUUCAGGGUUCCCCACAAGGCUCAGCAGACUCUUAUCCUCCUCUCUGAACAAACAGCUGCAGAAAUGAUCCAGUUUCAUCCAGACGUAGCUUUCAGCUCAAAGCGAGCGCUGAUACCCUCCUCUCCUCAUGUGCCCUUUACUUACUAAACAUUAAACCACACAGGACCCAUUCUCUUAUAAACUUCACUACAUGCCUCCUGAACAUAAUUAGUAAUGUAAUGUUGAAGACGCUCAGCGGGAUGUUUGGAUAGUUUGAGCUUCGGUCAGCAGGUUCGGGUUCCUCUGGUUGUGUAAUAAGACGCAGAAUGCUGCAGCUGCAAAAACCCAAAACGACAAACCGUGGAACCAUUUACCAGGAUGUGGUCAAUGAUUUUCUAGCACAAGUUUGACUCUUGAGAGUUUUUUUAGGUAGGAACAAGAGUUUGUGUUUGAUUAGGGUUUUCCUGGGUUCAAUCCAAGGGCGCAUGGGGGGGAAACAUUAAGUCCAGCUGCUCAGGAGGGGGUUAGAGAGUACAGACUGAACAUCAUUUUAUCUACUUUGUUUAUUUUCUAACCAGGACAGUUAGUGGAGUGAAUUAAAUCCAAUCUAAUAUAAAUAUUUGUCUACUUGUAGUCUUACAGGUCAAUUUGUAACCACGAAACUGUGUAAAAAGUAACACUGACAACCUGCGCCAAAAAUAACACCCUUCAAAAGCAGCUAAAAAACAACUUCAGGCAGAGAGUGCACAGUCCUGAAAUGAGGGUUUUCUCAGACCCCAGCCCAAGAUAAUUAAGGUUUUUAAGCUGCAAAUCAUGCUCAGCUUCUCUACAUGUGUCCCAGACUGAUAUAGUGAGCUACACAAAAACCCACCAGCCGUGUUGACACCCAGAGAGGAUGAAAGUUCAAAGGCUCUGUGACCCACUGAGCUACAAACCUGUCCGUGUUACAUCAACGAAAUCCAGCUUUGACCGGUCUGAUGACAAACAUGAACCAGGCAGCAAAAACCUGACGAGAAACGGUUUUAUAAUUACUGAUAAAAAAGUGAGUUUCUGUAUUUUUUACUCAGUGAAUCUAAGUUUUUCUGUCUUUUGUCUCCAGGUUUGGACUGCAGCCACUAAGUCAACUCUUAAUGCCAUAGAGGGUUGUCUUUUUAACACCCAAGAUGGCUUUGAGUUCCUUCGACAUCGACGCCCCACGAUGGGACCAGACGACGUUUAUGGGCCGACUGAAACACUUCUUCAACAUCACGGACUGCACAACGGCGCUCUUACCCGACUCCCGCCUGGACGAGGCCAAAGCUUUGGUGGAAAGCUGCAGGUAAGAAACACUAAAGGUUAAAACAAAGAGUAGACACUGUCACACACGGACUGGAUCCUACAUUAAGACUCCUCAUACUGUGAUGGACGUAAUAUCUGUGAUUGUGUUCUGCAGGGCGGGAUCCAUCCCUCCAGGCACCACAGAGGAGCAGCUCCACUACGCCAAAAAGCUGUACGACUCGGCCUUCCACCCGGACACAGGAGACCGUAUGAACCUGAUCGGCCGCAUGUCGUUCCAGGUCCCCGGAGGCAUGGCCAUCACGGGCUGCAUGCUGCAGUUCUACAGGUACAGAAGACGAGCUCGCACGCAGGAAACGUCUCUGUGUCGAGGGGACGCUCUGAAGGUCUCAUAACUGUGUGUUUGUAGGACCGUUCCUGCUGUGGUGUUCUGGCAGUGGGUCAAUCAGUCCUUCAACGCUCUGGUGAACUACACAAACCGAAACGCCGCCUCCCCCAUCACUCCAAAGUAAGAAGCUGCUGAUAAUGUUAGGUUUUUGGAGUAGAUUGUGUGUGGACCUAAAAUCCUGCUGAGCUUUUGUUAUUUUGAGAAAAAAAUCAGGCAGACUGCGAAGUUAUGGGUGUUUUUUAUGACGGAGGAUUAGGGCCACAUUAAGAAAGAAAAAAAAUAGGACUUCAAGAUUCAAGUCAUUACUAAUGAGAAUAAAGUCGUAAAGUAAAUAAAGUCUUAAAUCUGCUUUUGUGGAAAAGUUGCAUUUCUUGCUUAUGUCCUGAUACUUAUGACAAUAUGAUGCUGAAAAGCCGAAAUAUUUAUCUCCUUGUUUGUGAAACCUAGCUACUAAAGUUCAAUUCAUCUAAAUGCUCCACAGCGCUCAUUUAAACAACUAACAACAGGUGAGAAUAGCUAUUAGCUACGACUUUAUUCUCAUAAGUAAUUAUUUUAUCACGACUUUAUUCUCGUGAGUAAUUACGAAGUCUUAAUUUUUUUUCUUAAUGUGGCCCAAAUACUCCGUCGUAGUUUUUCUCAUUGGGCGUACAACCAGUUAGCUUUAUGGAAACGUGUCUGUUGAUUGUUUUGGUUUGUGAUGUAACACAGCCCAAUAGUGACAAACUGAAAAGGGGGAAUAUCACCACCUACCGUAGCAGAGGUGGACAGACUAAAGUCAGUCAGUGGAUACUUGCCGAGUUCUCAUAAACUGCGACAGUAAUCCAGUUAAAUCUCUAAUCGAGUUAGACCUGCAGCUCGACUUAACUGUGAAUAUAAACAGUUACAAAUUAAUGUAAAAAUUCAACCUGCAAGUCGCUUUUUAAUGAAUAAAGGACACAGGGAUCAGAACCUGCUGUAGUUCACAGGUUUUAUAUUUUAGGGUUUUAUGUCACGGUUCUCCCCCGUCAGUGUGGAUGUUAAACAUUUAGAGUACGACCAGCAGGAGAUAUUUUCUAUUUCUGUCACACUAAUAUGAUCAUAAUCCUGAUCCCCUGAAUGUAAAAGGACUUUUAUUAUCCAUCCUCUGUGUCGUUGGAGGUCUGACGGCUCUGUGUCAUUUCUCUCAGGCAGAUCGGAGUCGCCUACGUUACAGCAACCAGCACAGCGUUAGCUACAGCAGUCGGACUCAACCUCUACACAAAGGUCGAGACUCAAAAACCGACUGUUUUACUCACUAUGUCCACCUUCUUCAUUGUGUUUACAUCCUGAAUUUAAAGUUUGGAUUGGAGAAAUGUUUCUGUUUCUAUAAUUUACCCUUUUUGUCUGCAGAAAGCUCCUCCUCUUGUGGCUCGCUGGGUCCCUUUCGCAGCGGUGGCAGCAGCUAACUGUGUGAACAUUCCCAUGAUGAGGCAGCAGUAAGUCCCACUGUGCUGCUGCAUGAAUUUAGAGUAAAUAUGUUUGUGAUUAUUUUAUAAGCUGAGGCAGCUUUCUAAACUCUCUGGGUGAGAACAAGGUGGUGUGUCUGCGCUUCAACCUUUAUGAUUUUGUCGAGCCUCUGUUGUGUAUCAGGGUCAAAUUCAGAUAAAAACAUAUCGACAAAGACUUUGCCUUAUUUCUUUAGCAAAGAGACUAAACACAACUCACCUACUCUCUUCCAGCAGCCACUUGUUAAUAGCGAGACCUCGGGCCAGUCCAUUAUGGACUGCUGCGGGGUGUCGCAGCUCAAGGAAGAACAUUUAAAGAGAUUUAAUGAGGUUAUUUAAGGGUCUUUUCUUUUUACCUUCAUUGUUGGUAAAAUGUCAUUGAAAUAUCUUAAAUAUUUUAACCAAAGUAUAAAAAAAUUUAGUGUAAAUCCUAGUUUUUUGGGGGGAUUUUCUGACUCUUAUCUGAUACUACUCACACCCCUGAUUUAUUUGUUUUUUUAUUAAAUUUUCUGUUUCUGUUUUUUUUUUUUUUGAUCAACUUUUUAUUUCAUUAAACUGAGAAAAGUAGAAACGUACAAGUCAAUUUUACAGCAAAGAAUGAUAAAAUAUAUAUUCACAUAUACCCAUACCUGUAAAAAAAUAUAUACAAAUAAAAUAAAAUAAAGUUAAAUAAAAUAAAAUAAUAUAAAAUACAAUAAAAUAUAACUACCCCAAACACAAACCACCCACCCCCCGAGGAUCCAGAUUUCAGAACCUCAAUCUUGUUUCUGUUUUUCAGGGAGAUUCUGAACGGUAUCGCUGUCACAGAUGAAAACGGCAACAAACUGGGUCACUCCACAGUAAGUACUGCAGACGCUGCAGCUUCCCUCUUCUUCUUCUUCUCUUCUUCUUCUACAGUCUUUCAAUCGUGUUUUAUUUUUCCUGCAGAGAGCAGCAGUGAAAGGCAUCACUCAGGUGGUCAUCUCUCGGAUCACGAUGGCUGCACCAGGAAUGAGUACGCAGCCAAUCCUCAUUGUAUAAAUAUCACACUGAGUCCUCCUCUUCUUCUUUUGACGCCUUUUUAAUUUCUCUUCAGUCAUCCUGCCCAUCAUCAUGCAGAGGCUGGAGAAGUACAGAUUCAUGCAGGUCAGACUCUUGAACCUCUAAAACCACCUUCCUGAAUGAGUCCCGAACGUAAAAAUAAUUAAGCUCUUUUGGUUUUUCUCCACAGAGGAUCACGUUUCUGCACGGACCCAUUCAAGUGAUGCUGGUUGGAGGAUUGUAAGUACUAAAGAGGCAGAGGGAUUCAUGUUUGCAAACUCAGGAGUGUUCAGAGGAUCAAAAUGUUGUUUUUUUGUCCUUUUUUACAGUUUGAUCUUCAUGGUGCCCGCCGCCUGCUCCCUGUUCCCUCAGAAAUGGUACGAACAUGUUUGAGUACUUCCAACUUCAACACAUGCUGAUUAUAAAGCUGAUCUAUUGCACCUGAAUGUUUUUGUCACACUCACUAUUGACAGUUUGUAAAGCAGGAUAACAAUUAUUUAACAUAAUUAAACAUGAGACAAGAUGAUUUCCAAAGGCUUCGCUUAAACUGUCCACAUCAUAUUUACUCUAACUAUAAAUCGAUAUACAGUCUUGGAACCACUGGCAGCCGAUGUCUGUCAUUAUCUACUGAUGAUACGUGCCUCAUUUUCCAUAAACUGUGUAUAUGACACCCCCUCGAGAGAUGAAUGUUGCCGACCGCUUGCUUCUCUAGUUAUACCAACUUUAGUAAUGACCGCAUGAUAGCAAUACACAGCGGUCUGAGGAGCCAGACCAUAACGGACUGCAGCGGGGUGACGCAGCUCAAGGAAGAACAUUUAUGAUCAUUUCUUUAUCAUUUCCUUGAAGUAAUAAUCAUCAUAUUAAUCAUUUUGCACUGCAGACACAGUAGUUCUUCUUCCUUAGCGUCUCAGUCUGAUUGUAUUUCCAUGAAGAAAUGAUCAUAAAUGUUCUUCCUUGAGCUGCGAAACUCCGCUGCAGUCUGUAAUGGACUGGCCUGAGGUCUUGCUACAAACAAGCUGUUGCUGGAAGAGAGUAGGUGAGUUGUGUUUAGUCUCUUUGCUAAAGAAAUUAAAGUUGAAAAGAUGUUUGAUGUCUGUGACCCUAUAUGUCCUGUUGAUGAAGUUAGGUGCUGUUCUGAGCAUUAUUUGUGGCUAUAGAGUGGCGUUUUGGUUGAGGUUUGUUUAUGGCUCCUCAGACUGCUGUGUAUCGCUAUCUUGUGGUCGUUUCUUCAGUUGGUUUAUCUAGACAAGCAAGCGGUCAUCAACAUUCAUCUCUGGAGGGAGUGUCUAACGCGGUGUUACGGUGUGUUUGACCCUAAACUAAUUUUACGCCGGAAUAUCCCUUUAACUCCAUCAUAUCUCAGUCCUGAAGUCCUCUCUCCAGGUCACAUUUUAACAGCAGACAGUCGUCCCUCUGGUUUACCAAACUCUGAUCGUAUUUCUUGACAGAUUUGUCUCUUGUAUCAAAGAACUGUUAGCUGCAGAUAUCUGUUUACAGAGAUAAAUCGCUGCUUAUUAGAUUAACACAAAUAGGAGGCAGGAUGUCGCAACCACAGACACUUUCAUCAGUAAAUACUGCAGUCUGAUACUGGUGUCUGGAUAAACUGGUAUUUAACUGCUGGACCAGAGUGAAGUAUAACCAGCGCAGGCAUGUGGACGUUUACCCAUACUGUUAGUCACGCUUAGCAGACAGAUGCAACAUCAAGACUUUAAAAAAUGAUUUAAUUAUGCUCAACUAUGACUGUUUUUUGCCUUUAGAUUAUUUGUUAAAUUGCAGUUAGGAAACCUCCAUAUUUACAGGAACACCAGUAAGAAUAGACGGGUAACAAUAGAACCUCUUUCUCUAAAAAAACAGCAUCUGAUUGAACAUGAUUUCAUGUUUAUUUUCUAUGACCUAAACAGUCUGACAAUAGCAAACAGUGAGUCACUUCUACAGGUUUUUAAAAGUGUGUAUUUUGCUCCUUUACUGCUGCUCACACUCCUCCAUGAGGUCCCAUGGUGGUCCGCUGUUUCUUCAACCUCUCAGUAACGUUCCAGACCGUUUGUUUGGUCUGAAGUAUUCAGCUCAAGCAAACAAACCAGGAGUAGUUUGUUUAACCAUGAUUCUUUAUUCUCCUCUUCCACCCCUCUCUCAUUUUCUUCUUGUCUUUUUUUUUUUUUUUUUAGCUCUAUGGCCGUCUCGAAGCUGGAACCUGAGCUCAGAGAGUCCAUCAAGUCCAAGUACGGAGACAAAAUACAACACGUCUACUUCAACAAAGGCUUGUGAGCCUUAAACAGCCGAAUAGCUUUAUCAAAUCAACACUUAAGACGCAUUAGUUAAGCUAUUAUGUAGUCUGUCCUCAGUUUUUCUAGAGUCAUGGUGAAAUGUCUAUCUUCUCAUCAGUACUUUGAUAAAUCUUGCCAAUUUUUUAUCUGCUUCUCUUUCUUCGGUUCAGAUUCUCUCUAUCCUCUUACUUUUCACGGGGUGCUGUGUCCUCCUGUUGAGAAACCAAAUGAUCUCGCCUCAGGAACAGGGCAUUAUUUUUACUGAUAACUCUGUUACCUUGCCCUUGACGGUGUGAGACCUCUGUAGUUUUUCUCAUUGGUGGUUCUUUUGUGUCUUAAAAUGCUCUUAAAACAAACUUCCUUACUAUCUGUGCCUUUUGCAAAGUGGCCAGAGAAACAUCUCUGCUGGAUUUUCUUUAUUUUUUAAAAACUAAUAUUGUCUCCACUGUGAAACCAGAGAGUAUGUUCUAUGCAUGGGUUAACAUAGAGAGUGGUAUUCAGCAUGAUAAAGGUGGAGGAUACUGCCCUCUACUGUCAAAACUGAGGUAAAUGUUUGAUGACUUACUGGCACUAUCAUCCUGAGUUUCUAGAUGAAUCUUUCAACUGUGCCAACUCAGACUUGUGCCACAAAACUCAGUAUGUGCUGGAAUAAAAUGACACGAGUACCUGAUACAGUU